This is a messenger RNA of Guillardia theta CCMP2712, 1085 nucleotides long. RefSeq lists its product as hypothetical. The record is from RefSeq and is a predicted model, not a curated record. The coding region runs from base 9 to 923 and encodes 304 amino acids. NCBI's taxonomy places the organism in Eukaryota, Cryptophyceae, Pyrenomonadales, Geminigeraceae. The transcript has a single exon. Gene Ontology annotation, molecular function: protein binding.
CUUUCAACAUGGAGAUUUUCUUCCGGCAGAAGGUCGACGAGCUCUCUCACCUGCACUCGGCGGCCAUGAGCAAGCUGCACUUCUGGAAGCACACCAAGGGAGUGACGCCAGCAAACAUCAGUGAGAUGUCGCUCUUCGACGUCCGGAUGCUCAUCGCAGGGAACAUGUGGGAGGAUUAUUACACGAAGAAGGCGUCUCGGGCCGACGAAGACGAGGUCCGGCGAGCGGCUCUGAAUGUCUGCCGCUUCUUGGGUUACAAGGUUGAAGAUGAAAUCUCGGGUGAGGAAUGCUCUGAGGUCGACCGAAGCUCGCUGCUCGCAGCUGCGUCCUCUGGGGACAAGCGCAUGGUUGGGGUUCUUCUUGACUCUGGCUGCAACGUUAGCAUUGCCAACGACGAGCACACUGCGAUCUCGCUGACUGCGCAGAACGGGCACGUGGCUUGCAUGCAGCUGCUGAUCGACAGGCAGGCAGACAUUCACUUCCGCAGCUCGAAGGGCGAGACUCCUCUCAUGCUCGCCUGCAAGUUCGGGCGCCUGGCCUGUGCGAAGUUACUCAUCGAGAACUUGCAGAAGCGCGGGGAGCUUAACCGCCUGGCAGACAAAGACGAGAAGGGGAGAACGUGCCUUCACCUUGCCGCAGACAACGAUCAAGUCAGCGUGAUCGAGGAGCUCUGCCGGCAUGCUGCAGUUCCUGACUUCUUCGCGGCUGUGGCUUUCGAGAGCCAGAAGACCUGCUUGCACUAUGCCGCAGGACGAGGGCACCUCAGGGUUGUCAGCUUGCUGCUGUCAUCGCAUCCCGAGCUGGCUACCAUCACAGACAAGAAAGGGAGGACGGCAGAGACGUUUGCUAGAGAACUUUCUCACAUGGAAGUCGCCGAAUUCCUGAGAAAUGCUGAAGUAACUGGUGCUGAUGCAGCCGGUUGAACCGCAGGCUACCGUGGCUCGGCGCCGGGGCGCGGCGCGGGGCCGCACGCGGCCCGGCACUGAACUUGAAGGGGCCGGGCGGCGGUCGACCGUGACGGGCCGGGCCGCUGCCACUGCGGCCAGGGCAGUCACGGUACUGUAAGUAAUGAAUGAAUGAAGACU